Eruca vesicaria subsp. sativa (arugula) is the source of this 782-nucleotide messenger RNA. The record is from the annotation of a GenBank genome assembly. NCBI's taxonomy places the organism in Eukaryota, Viridiplantae, Streptophyta, Magnoliopsida, Brassicales, Brassicaceae.
AAAGCAUACAAGGCCCACAAAUGAAUAAUUUGGCAAAAAUUUAGUUAACGACGUAGCGACGGCGGAAACAUUCUCAGAGAGGAAACAAGAGCAGGGUGAUCCGGCGAUUGAGAGAUAGAAAGAUGGGAACUAGACAAGUAUACGAAGAGAAGCUGAGACGCGCGAAUCUUGAGUAUGAUCCGACCAUGAACCCUGGUCUUGGCUCCGCUCGCUGUCCACGUUGCCUUUCUCUCUUAACCCCUAACUCAGAGAAAGGAGAGUGGACAAUAACUCCAGUUCUACACGAUGCUGCUGCUGUGGCUGGUUCUGGUAUUGGUGGCUUGCUUAGUGCCGUCCAUGCUUUCAACACAGGGAUUCCCUAUCUUCAAAAUCGGUUUUCAGGGUCAAAACGUCUCUCUUUCCUUGUCGGAGUUCCAUUGCUGCUAGGGUAUUCAGGUGUAGGGGCUGCCUUUGGAGGUUAUGCACUUCCCAAGUUUGCUCAGCUGACAGUUACCUCGUAUUAUGCAUCUUCAAGUGCUUCACAUUAUGCGAUCUCUAUGCUCACCCGCCGCAUCGAAGACGCUCAUCUCUCGAGAACUCGGAAAGAAGAUGUUAAAUGAAGUCAUGCACAGAUAAACGAGACUCUGUUGCACGCUUCGGUCUUAGUAGCUUAUUUGAAAAGUUAUCCUUCUAUUUGUUCUUUUUUUGUUUCUUACCAUGCUCUCUAGCUUAUACCUUGGUCACAUCUAUAAUGUUAAUUACUCAACAUGGUUAUAUAUAAAAUAUAAUGCAUUUUUUGUUCC